Paramecium primaurelia is the source of this 4633-nucleotide messenger RNA. The record is from the annotation of a GenBank genome assembly. Lineage: Eukaryota; Ciliophora; Oligohymenophorea; Peniculida; Parameciidae.
AAAAACUAAUAAUUUGUUGCUAACAUCAAAAAAUAAUUUAUUUAUCAGAUAUACCAAAAUCAUAAAAAUGAGCAUCUCACAUUUCAACAUUUUCUAAUGAUAUUGAAGACUAUAAUUUAUGAUUUUAAGUAGUUAAAUAUAGUUAACAUCAUUACAUAGUUUUCCAGGUCCUUAAAAUGAACAACAUUAAGUCAUUUGGUAUAUAAACUGUGAUAUCAAGUAGCUAAAUUUACAUCGUAGGUAGAAAUCUUAUGUAUGUUUCAAGGAUGAUUAAGCAUAAUAACAAUGAAUUAAAUUCUUCAGGUUUUGAUGGACUAUUCCAGCUCUAAGACCCCGAUACUCAACACAAACUAUUUCUUAGAUAAAGCAAAAAAAUCUAAAUUUUUGACCAGAAAUAAACAUUUAUGUUAAUUUUUCCUUUUGAUCAGCUAAAUUCUGUAGCAAUGACUAUUAUAUUAGUAACUUUUUUAAUUAAUUCUAAAUAAAAUAAUUUUCUAUUUUCAACAUUUCCUUUAAAGAUGUAAAUGUAUUGAUUUCAAAAUAUCCCUAGUCUAAUUCAGAAUAUAUGCAUUCCAAAAAUAUAUGCACUAGUUAGUUUUUACUAAUAAUUGAAUAAUAUCAUAAUCAUUCACUUUGUAAUAAUCUCGUUCUCAAUUGGUUCUAAAUUGGCUGGUUGUUUAAUAUAAUCUUUCUAAAAAAAAUUGUUAUCAUUUUUCUCAUUUGAUUAUAAAUAUCAAUAAAAACAAAAUAAGCUUGGAUUAAUUUUCUAAAAACUUUUGUGUUUACUGACAACACUCCUUAUUUAACAACAUUAAAUAUAUAUGGUAUGGAUUUAAAUGAUUUAAAAAUUAAAUACAUAGUAGAAGAAGCACUUCAUUUCUUUACAAAUAAAUCCUCAAAUUAUAAAUAUAAUAUUAAGAAAAUUAAUAUUUCUGAUAAUCCUGCAUUGUCUCAUAAAGGAUGGUAUAACUUAUUUAAAAAUUUUUUCUUUCAUCCAAAAGUUGAUUUAGAAGAAUUAAAUAUGACUUACACUAUGAUCGACAUCUAAAAAAAAUUGGAUUUAAUUGCUGAAAAUAUAAGAGAAAGAGCUAUUGCUUCUCCUAAUUAAAAAGUCCCACUUCAUACAUUUUUAUGUUACAACAUUAGUUUAAAAGAUUAAAUUGCAGAUUAUUUAUCAAAUUAACCUUAAAAUUAUUUAAUUUCUUAAGAUUUACUUGUCGAAAUAGAAUAUGAAAAUACCUUAAACUUUGGAUUUUUUGAUGGAUAUCCAGAAUCUUUUGGUGAUAUUUUAUAAAUGUUUUAAAGAAUUCUUAAAUUAAGACAAAAUGUUGUUUAUUAAUAAGAUUGGACAGUAACAAGAUCAAAAUACUCUCAUUAUCAUUUAAAUAUGUGUGAUCAUUAUCUGAAUAUCUUGAAUAUGCAUUAUAAUACAAAAGGAAAUAAUUAAAUUGAUAUUACAUAAGUUUGUUGUCUUUAGAUAAUUUUGCUAAUUUUUUUGAUUAUAAAACUGAAUAUCCUGGCUCACCUUAUCCAUAUAAUAUAUUAUUUUCAUAACGUACUUUUGAUUAUUUUAAGAGAAAAAUUGCAAUAUCUUUAAAAUAAAAAUAAUCUAAACAGAAUUUGCUGAAUUAGAAUAAAUAAACUAAUUUUAAAUUUUAAAACUAUGGCAUAAUAUCAAACAUCAUAGUACUAGUAUAGAUUAAAUAUAAAUUGAAUAUGAAUUAAAUGAUGAUCUUAUAGAAGAAAUGUUUUAGUAAGGAUAUAAUGAAUAUGAAAUCAUUUCAUUAAUCAGAAUUAUACCUCCUUCAAAAAUUAGAAUAUAAAAUUCUCUAAGUAUUUAAGCAAUAAAAGGAAUAUAUUCUAUUCUUUAUGACACUUAUUAUUUUAAAUAUGCAAUCAUCAGUUAUAGCUUUGAUAAUUUUUUAAAUAUUGGCAUUGGUUACUCAAUGAGAGAAGUGUUUUACAACUACAAUGCAAUUGGAACUAUAUCUAAAUUCAUUAAAAUUGUAUUCUAUAAAUUUUUUAAUUUUUUUGUGAAACCCACUAAGAAAUAUAUAUUUAAUGAAGAAGUUAAGCAAUUAAAUAAUUAUUUGUCUUAAUAAUAAUACUACUUUUUUAUUAUAGUCAUUACAAAUAUUUUAUUUUUUGUAAUCACCUUAGCAGGACCUUAUUUAUUUACCUAUAAAUUAUUAGACACAGAUAAUUCUCAAUUAACAAAGCCUUAUUUAUGUGUUAAUGGGACAAGCAAACAAGCUUCUUAUUUAUAUUAUGCAUUUGCUGUCCUUUCCCUAAUAACAGAAUCAAUACUUUAUUAUAAAGUGGCAAAUAUUGUUCCAAACCAUGCUGAAAGAAUAAUUAUUUAAAAAAUUGAAUUUGAAGAAUAAUUAGAUAAUCAACAUUAAUAAUAAUAACUACUAGAAAUAUAAAGUAAUAAGAUUCUUCCUGCAAGUGAAGAAGAAGCUAUUAUGCUUAAGAAAAAAUAAUAAGCUUUAUAAAUUUAAGUUUAAGAAAAAAGUAUUUCUAAAAAAAUUACAUCAUUUUCUGGUAAACUUACUUAGGCUAUUGCAACCUAAGCAGAAGAAUUUACUUAAUCUAAAUUUGGAAUCUAUCUAAGUUAUUUUAUGACAUUGUUAUCAUCAUAAUUAUUUAAAUUUGACUUAUAUAAUGAUGUUGUUUUUAUAUUGAAUGCCUUCAAUUGUGAUGAGUUUAGUGUGUUUAUAUUAGCACUUAUAACUACAGUAUUAUCAUAAGGAAUCUACAUUUUGUAAUUCAUUUAUUUAGUAAGCUCCAGAUUAACAUAAAAUUAAAAAACUGCUAAAUUACUUUCUUGUAAAUUUAUUAAUGAUUUUUACGCAAUCAGUUUUCUUGGCAGAAAUGCAGCACUUUCAACAAUACUGGAUUCUUCUUCACCUUUUAAUGUGAUAAUCAUUCCAAAUACAAGAAUAAUAAGAUAUUUAUUUCCUUAACAUGCAGGAAAAGCAAUGAGUAAUUUAGUAAAAUCAUAUUUCUUUCAAUUUAUUUGUGAAGAUUUACCUUAAACACUAUUACAAAUGUAUUUUGUAGUGAGUCAAGCUCUUAAAAGAUCUUCAAAUCUCUAAGUGUAAGUGUACAUAUCUAUAUUUACAGCAAUAUUUACAGCCUUAUCAUCUUUUUAUAAGUAAANAAAUAUUGGCAUUGGUUACUCAAUGAGAGAAGUGUUUUACAACUACAAUGCAAUUGGAACUAUAUCUAAAUUCAUUAAAAUUGUAUUCUAUAAAUUUUUUAAUUUUUUUGUGAAACCCACUAAGAAAUAUAUAUUUAAUGAAGAAGUUAAGCAAUUAAAUAAUUAUUUGUCUUAAUAAUAAUACUACUUUUUUAUUAUAGUCAUUACAAAUAUUUUAUUUUUUGUAAUCACCUUAGCAGGACCUUAUUUAUUUACCUAUAAAUUAUUAGACACAGAUAAUUCUCAAUUAACAAAGCCUUAUUUAUGUGUUAAUGGGACAAGCAAACAAGCUUCUUAUUUAUAUUAUGCAUUUGCUGUCCUUUCCCUAAUAACAGAAUCAAUACUUUAUUAUAAAGUGGCAAAUAUUGUUCCAAACCAUGCUGAAAGAAUAAUUAUUUAAAAAAUUGAAUUUGAAGAAUAAUUAGAUAAUCAACAUUAAUAAUAAUAACUACUAGAAAUAUAAAGUAAUAAGAUUCUUCCUGCAAGUGAAGAAGAAGCUAUUAUGCUUAAGAAAAAAUAAUAAGCUUUAUAAAUUUAAGUUUAAGAAAAAAGUAUUUCUAAAAAAAUUACAUCAUUUUCUGGUAAACUUACUUAGGCUAUUGCAACCUAAGCAGAAGAAUUUACUUAAUCUAAAUUUGGAAUCUAUCUAAGUUAUUUUAUGACAUUGUUAUCAUCAUAAUUAUUUAAAUUUGACUUAUAUAAUGAUGUUGUUUUUAUAUUGAAUGCCUUCAAUUGUGAUGAGUUUAGUGUGUUUAUAUUAGCACUUAUAACUACAGUAUUAUCAUAAGGAAUCUACAUUUUGUAAUUCAUUUAUUUAGUAAGCUCCAGAUUAACAUAAAAUUAAAAAACUGCUAAAUUACUUUCUUGUAAAUUUAUUAAUGAUUUUUACGCAAUCAGUUUUCUUGGCAGAAAUGCAGCACUUUCAACAAUACUGGAUUCUUCUUCACCUUUUAAUGUGAUAAUCAUUCCAAAUACAAGAAUAAUAAGAUAUUUAUUUCCUUAACAUGCAGGAAAAGCAAUGAGUAAUUUAGUAAAAUCAUAUUUCUUUCAAUUUAUUUGUGAAGAUUUACCUUAAACACUAUUACAAAUGUAUUUUGUAGUGAGUCAAGCUCUUAAAAGAUCUUCAAAUCUCUAAGUGUAAGUGUACAUAUCUAUAUUUACAGCAAUAUUUACAGCCUUAUCAUCUUUUUAUAAGUAAAUUCUAAUUGUUUAUUUUAUAGAUUUUUAUCAAUAAGACCUUCAAAUUUAUUAUAAAGAGAUUUUGAUGAGAUGUCUGUUAGAUUAUCUAAUAACUAUGAUGAAUAAAUUUAAAAUUGCCUACGAUAAGAGUAAAUUCAAAUUUAGACAUUUAUUGAAUUAUAUAAUACCCCUGAUCAUGAACUUUUGCCUGCUGAAUUAUCAGAGGAAGAAAGAUAAAAUUUAUUAAAUUGA